This is a messenger RNA of Drosophila albomicans, 1637 nucleotides long. RefSeq names its product phosrestin-1 (gene Arr2). Lineage: Eukaryota; Metazoa; Arthropoda; Insecta; Diptera; Drosophilidae. Gene Ontology annotation, molecular function: G protein-coupled receptor binding. Bases 128 to 1333 code for a protein of 401 amino acids. The transcript has 3 exons. The record is from RefSeq and is a predicted model, not a curated record. Gene Ontology annotation, biological process: signal transduction; G protein-coupled receptor internalization. Gene Ontology annotation, cellular component: cytoplasm.
GUCGUCUUGCAUUUUCCUCUAUCAACGAAGAACUGCAAACUGCUUCGAAAUAAAUCGAGCUUCGGUCGCGAUAAAAUAAAUUCUUGACUCUCUUUAUCUAAUUGUGUGUGAAUCUUCAGCUGCCAAGAUGGUUGUCUCCGUGAAGGUCUUCAAGAAGGCUACACCCAACGGCAAAGUUACCUUCUAUUUGGGCCGUCGCGACUUUAUCGAUCACUUGGAUUACUGUGAUCCUGUCGACGGUGUCAUCGUUGUGGAACCCGAAUACCUCAAGAAUCGCAAAGUAUUUGGCCAACUGGCCACCACCUAUCGCUAUGGCCGCGAAGAGGACGAAGUCAUGGGCGUCAAGUUCUCGAAGGAGCUGAUACUCUCCCGGGAACAGAUUGUACCCAUGACCAACCCGAACAUGGAAAUGACACCCAUGCAGGAGAAACUGGUGCGCAAACUGGGCGCCAAUGCGCAUCCUUUCACCUUCCACUUCCCACCCAACUCGCCCAGCUCUGUGACACUGCAGCAGGAGGGCGAUGACAUGGGCAAACCCCUGGGUGUGGAGUACACCAUUCGUGCCUACGUUGCUGACUCCGAGGACGAUCGUCAGCACAAGCGCAGCAUGGUCAGUCUGGUGAUCAAGAAGCUGCAGUAUGCUCCAUUGAAUCGUGGCCAACGUUUGCCCAGCUCGCUGGUCAGCAAGGGAUUCACUUUCUCGAACGGCAAGAUUAGUUUGGAAGUGACACUGGAUCGCGAGAUCUACUAUCAUGGCGAGAAGGUGGCAGCCACCGUGCAGGUGUCCAACAACUCGAAGAAGUCGGUGAAGAGCAUCAAGUGCUUCAUUGUGCAGCACACCGAGAUCACCAUGGUGAAUGCACAAUUCAGCAAACAUGUUGCACAGCUGGAGACCAAGGAGGGUUGCCCCAUCACCCCGGGAGCCAAUCUGACUAAGACUUUCUAUUUGAUUCCUCUGGCAGCCAACAACAAGGAUCGUCAUGGCAUUGCUCUCGAUGGACAUCUGAAGGAUGAGGAUGUCAAUCUGGCAUCCUCGACCAUGGUGCAGGAGGGCAAGUCCACUGGCGAUGCCUGUGGUAUUGUCAUCUCAUACUCGGUGCGCAUCAAGUUGAAUUGCGGCACUCUGGGAGGUGAGAUGCAAACGGAUGUGCCCUUCAAGCUAUUGCAGCCAGCCCCUGGCACCAUUGAGAAGAAGCGCUCGAAUGCCAUGAAGAAGAUGAAGUCCAUUGAGCAGCAUCGCAAUGUCAAGGGAUAUUACCAGGAUGACGAUGACAAUAUUGUGUUUGAGGACUUUGCUAAGAUGCGCAUGAAUAAUGUGAAUAUGGCCGACUAAAAGAUUUCGGAUCUUCCUCUAUUUAAUACCCACACUUGGCAUUGUUGUGAAUGAUAAGAUGAUAAGAAGAUGAACGUAUCGAAAGCACUGAAAAUUGAAUAGAAAACUUUGUUGCAGCAGUCUCAUUCGGGGGCCACAAUCUUUGUAUUAUAAUCGUAUAAACGUAAAUCUAUAGCGCGCUCUCUCCAACAAACUUUAGUGGAUCUGGAGAUUAUGUUAUAUAUUAUACUAUACUAUAUAUAUGUUAUACUAUUAUGUGUUGAAAUGUUGUCCUUAUAUGCGAUAAAUGUGUUAUAUGAACUUA